This is a messenger RNA of Prunus armeniaca (apricot), 627 nucleotides long. The record is from the annotation of a GenBank genome assembly. Lineage: Eukaryota; Viridiplantae; Streptophyta; Magnoliopsida; Rosales; Rosaceae.
AUGGGUGAAAGUACGAGUGUGACAAAUGGGUUUUCUCAAAGCAGGAUGGAUCAGAAAAUAAAUGUCUAUAUAUGGGACAUGGAUGAAACUCUUAUACUGCUCAAGUCUUUGUUGAAUGGAACGUAUGCAGAGGCUUUCAAUGGUUUGAAGAAUAUCCAAGAGGGUGUUGAAAUCGGAAAGAUGUGGGAGAAGCACAUUCUUGCUUUGUGUGACGAUCAUUUCUUUUAUGAACAAAUUGAGAACUACAAUAAAUCCUCUCUUGAUGCCUUGAGCCAGUAUGAUGAUGGGCGGAAUCUUUCUGAUUAUGAUUUCAACCAAGAUGGGUUUGGUCCUCCAUAUGAUGAUUCCAACAAUAGAAAACUGGCAUAUAGGCACAGAUUCAUAGCCCAUAGAUACAAACAGUUUCCUAAAUCAGAGAUGAUAAAAGACUUGGAUGAGUUGUAUGAUAUGACUGAUAAAUAUACAGAUAGAUGGCUCUCCUCAGCGCGCAUCUUCUUGGAAGAGUGUUCUGCUGGGCACAAAAAGACAUCUCUUGUGGCUGCUGAUGGGAUCAAUGAAUCUUCUGCUUCAAAGUAUCAGCAGAUUAAUCUUUUAGUGACAUCUGGAUCAUUGAUCCCAGUCUUGUAA